Messenger RNA from Blumeria graminis f. sp. triticale, 2241 nucleotides. The record is from the annotation of a GenBank genome assembly. NCBI's taxonomy places the organism in Eukaryota, Fungi, Ascomycota, Leotiomycetes, Helotiales, Erysiphaceae.
AUGUCUUCUGCAAUGUCUGAUGAAGUAGCGGAAGAUUAUCGUAUAGCUCUCGAGGCACUAACAUUGAAUUCAAGAUACGAAAUAAGCAACUUAACAGUGAUUGCUAAAGAGAAUACAGAGCACGCUCUUGCUAUUUCCGAAGCCCUGAAGGAUCAUAUCAAAACGACAUCCCCGCAAAAAAAGUUGCCAUCGUUCUAUGUUCUGGACUCCGUUGUAAAAAAUGUCGGAACACCAUACACCUUGUUUUUUGGACGGCAGCUUUACACGACUUUUAUGGAAGCAUAUGCUCUUGUCGACAACAAUGUAAGGAGGAAAAUGGAUGAAAUGCUUAAGACUUGGAAAGAACCUGUCCCUGGAUCCAUGGACACUCGACCUGUUUUCCCACCAGAGGUCACCCGACCGAUUGAAAACGCACUCAUCAAGGCAAAAACAUCCUUUUUGCAAGCACAUCAAGAGCAUAUGAGAACACAGCAGAUGACAAACCGUGGACGUCAACAACCAAUACAGCCAUCCUAUCGAGAGACACCUACUCCUCCUAACGUACAAAGACCUAUUCAACCACAACCACAGCCACAGCCCCAACAUCAGCUAUCUUCUACUGGAUCUAAUUACACUACUCAAAAAUUUUUUCCACCAGAAAAUCAAUCAUAUCCCGCUUCAUUCGGCAACCAGGCUUUUCCUAGUCUGACAAAUGGUCAUCAAUAUCCAAGCGUGCCAACAGUAUUGCCUUUCUCCGGUCAGCCGAGCGACCAACAGUAUAUUGGUGGUGAAAACUUUCAACUAGGAUCAGGGGCUAGUCGCCCGCAAUAUGAUAACCAAUCAAGAGUACAGUCCUUCGCUGUCCCGCUAAGAGGUGAUUUACCGUACGGUCAGUUUGAUGCCCGCCAGCCAAAUCAACAGUAUGGCCAACAAACAACUAGUCCACCGAAUUGGCAACAAUAUACAUCACAGGGUUUUCAAUCAGGCGAGGCUAGUAGAGAUACUUUGAACAGUGAUGUUGAAAGGCUCAUUGCGGAGUCUAAGGCGGCAUGGGCACGAAAUAUGCAAGAUACUGCUGCUUCAACCAGACUGAAAGCUUUACUUGAUUUACAGAGUAUUUUGCAAAACCAAAAAUUGCCGCCUGAUCAAAUAGCACUUAUUAGAAACCAAGUGGCUCAACUAUCUGAAGCUUCUAUGGCGCAAUCUGUUGCUAAAGCCCCUUCUACCCACGCUAUAGCCCCUUCUUUUUUAACACCGCAAAAUUCAUUGGAUUCUCUUCUAGGCCCUGGAGCUCUAGCUGCUCUUCUUGCGAGACAAUCUGCAAGCCCCCAAUUCUUAAAUCAACCCUCAGCCCAGCUACACCCACCUCAAUCUCCUUCCACCCAGACUCCUUAUCAGUUUACUCCCCAAGCUACUAGUGCUACUCCGAAUGCGAACAUUAGUAAUAGCCUAGGUGCAAAUGGCAAUGAUGCUUCAAACGCCGGCUCUAAUGCCGUUUUGCUCGAUAAGUUACGAGCUGCUGGCAUAAUUGGAGGCUCAACAGCCACGGAUUUAACCUCCAACACAGCAAAGCAAGUAUUUCAACCUGCGGGGCUCCCAAUUCCAUCACCCAGGUUGAAGGUUGCCGGUAUGGAAAUUCCCAAAGAUCUUGUGCUUAAAUCAGCAUCGCUAAAAAUUCCUCGGCCGCACCUGAUCUCCAGUCUCUACGAAAAUCUGGGCGUACCUUGCAGCCAAUGUGGUAGAAGAUUUCUUCCUGAUAUUGAAGGUAAAAAGAAGAAAGAAGCACACAUGGAUUGGCAUUUUCGUGUCAGACGAAGAAUGGAAGAAGCUGAGACACGUGGUCAACAUCGAAGCUGGUACGUUGAUGAAUUAGAUUGGAUCAAAUCCCGUGAAAUUGAGCAAGAGACUGUCGGAGCUACAAGCGAGCUAGCUAUUAUACCAUCAACUUCUACCGCCCUCAAAGCCCCCCCACUCGAAUACAUUCCUGUCCCCGAUGAUGCUGCGUCAGCGAACUGCUUAUGCCCUAUCUGUCAAGAAAAAUUUGAGAUGAUAUGGCUAGACGAGGCGCAAGAAUUUGUCUGGAUGGACGCGAAGGUGGUUGGAGAAAAAACCUACCAUGCCAGUUGCUAUGCUGAGGUAUCGAAAAACAUAUCGUCCCAGGUCGGUAUAGGUAAUCCAGAACAGACGGUACUAGGCAAGAGAAAAGCCGAUGAUGAACUAAUGACUUUCAAAACUAAGAUUAAAAGUGAGCCCCUGGCAUAG